UUCCCAAGGCGAUACUGCCGCUGACCUCGCACGCCGGCUUGUGCGCCGCGCAAGGAUAUGGGGCAGGGAAGAAGGCCCGGCGGCAGCUCCCGAAUUAGCCGCGCGGUGGUUGGCUGGCGCGCGCCCCCAGACCAGAUAAAACCUGGCCGGCGCUCCACGCCGCGAGUCACAGGGUCACAGUCGCGCCGCAGACCUCCAGCUCCUCCGCACAGCUCUCUCGCCAUGGCUGACCUAAGCGCAAGAGACGUCGAAAGGGCGCAGUUCGCCUUCUCCAUCUACGACUUCGAGGGCUGCGGCACCGUGGACGCCAUCCACGUGGGCGACAUGCUGCGCGCCCUGGGGCUCAACCCCACCCUGGCGCUGGUCGAGAAGCUGGGCGGCACCAAGAAGAAGAACGAGAAGAAGCUGAAGGCGGACGAGUUCCUGCCCAUCUACAGCCAGGCCAAGAAGGAGAAGGAGGUGGGCUGCUACGAGGACUUCCUCGAGUGCCUCAAGCUGUACGACAAGCAGGAGGACGGAAAGAUGCUGCUGGCCGAGCUGUCCCACACGCUGCUGUCGCUGGGGGAGCGACUCAGCGACCCGGAGGUGGAGACCAUCCUCAAGGACUGCUGCGACACCGAGGAUGACGACGGCUUCAUUCCCUACGCUCGUGAGUACACUCGUACACUCUGUGGACAGUCUCCGUGGAGCACCGACAUGUGUCGCCCCUGCUGGGCCCGGGCCGUGAACACACACUGCUUACCUCUCGAGCUGCUCGCUCGGUGUGCUACUGUUGGGAUACACUCCAACACCAGCCUACAUUAUGACUAUUGGCCAAUAUAACGCCCCCAAGCUAACAAUGUAUCCCGUGAGGGGAAGUGUCGUGACACCUCCUCCAGUCCCCUCCCUGAGUAACACACUACAGGCGGGAGUGGCACACUCAGUGAAAACUGUUGUGGACCUACGUCAAUAACACAGCCACUAUAUUAGCUGAUUUCACGAUUCGUUCCACCUAUUUCCUACAUAUUCAAGUGAAAUACGUUUGUUAUAGCAUACACAUCCGCAGAAUUAGAAUAUAGGUACCUUCAGGUUACAUGCAAACAGCAACUGGUCCAGAAACAUAACAAGUAGACAAUUGCUGAUUGUUGAACAUAUAAAUACAAAUGGAAUGGCAUCUGGCCUACCAUUUACAUCUAACGCACUCAUAGCACAACAAAGAUGUUUAAUUAAUACACUUGUACUUACAACUGCCUAGUUCAGACACUCGAAGCCUGAAAGUGCACCAUCCGAGGAUAUUCCACCACUGUCAUCACUGGAACUGUCAGUAUCUUCACAAACAUCGCUUUCACUUUCACUGUCACCGUCUAGACGUAUUAUAAAUUUUUCCAUUUCCUCUUCAAUGCAGUGGUCGUUUUUCCAGUACUCCUCUUCUUCUCGUUUAACAUGUGACACAGCUGCCGUCCAGUCGUUUUCACAAAUGCUGUUAAUGGCUUCUUCUGUCAACAAUUGUAUAUGGUCGGCUUUUUGUGAAACGUUUUUGUCCGACACACGAGAUUUCACAAUGUUCCAGAUAUAUUACAAUGAUACGGUGGCAACCUGACUACUUCAUGACCAUGUCUUUCAAGGAUGUCGUCCACACGAUAUUUCGGAGACGGGCGUUGGCACUUGACGAUGUUAAGUAAUUCUGACUUUGUCAUGUCUUCUUCAUAAGCAAUGUUGUUGCUAUUCAGCCACUCUUGAAUUUGCGCCUUGCGCGAUGCCACAGUCGGCGCUUUAUUAAUCUGCACUGAAUGGUAGGAUGCAUUAUCCAUUACAACAAUACAAUGUGUGGGAAGAUUAGGUAUAAGUCAUUCAAGUACCCACUUGGAAAAGUUAUCAUAAUUCAUCUCAUCGUGAUAAUCUCCGCUUUUACAUUUGGAUUUGAAGAUGAAGAAUGCGCCAGGAACAAAACCCGAAACCGAACCAGCGUGCACAAUAAUCCAUCUGUGUGCUGCUCUGUCGUUCUUAAGUACACCCUGCGUAUCUGGAUCUUGCCAGCAUUUGCUCACAGUGUAUGCUGCAUGUAUCCAUGUUUCAUCAAAAUAUAAAA
This is a messenger RNA of Bacillus rossius redtenbacheri, 2068 nucleotides long. It is a transcript of the gene Mlc1, whose product is annotated as myosin light chain 1. Gene Ontology annotation, molecular function: calcium ion binding. Gene Ontology annotation, cellular component: myosin II complex. The record is from RefSeq and is a predicted model, not a curated record. NCBI's taxonomy places the organism in Eukaryota, Metazoa, Arthropoda, Insecta, Phasmatodea, Bacillidae. The coding region runs from base 58 to 822 and encodes 254 amino acids. The transcript has 5 exons.